AUGACUUUCGAAGCUAUUCAACUGAUAUUCCGUGUCCAUUUCUUGACAAUACCAACAACGCAAAUUUCUGAAACAUUUAAAAAGAAAUUGGUUAAUUUCAAAAAUGAGAAAUUAUUACAUCUAACUUCAAAGUUAAAAAAAGAGCUAUUUCGUGAUGGUACUGUUUAUACUGGAUCGGCUGGCCUUGCUCUAACAUAUUUGAUAUUUUCAUUAAAUAAAAAUGACAUAUGCUAUGAUACAUUGCAGGAAGCACUUAAUUUUGUUGAUAUAAAUAAUUUAAAAGGACGUAGGUUAAGUUUUUUGUGUGGUGAUGCUGGUCCACUUGCAAUAGCAGCAGUUAUAUCCUACAAACUUGGUACUAAAAAGCCAGCCACUCUACCUGAAUACCAAGACCUAGUCCAAAGACUAAUAAAUUUAAGUACAUUGUUAAUUGAGUCACCAGAUGAACUUCUGUAUGGCAAAGUUGGUUACCUGUAUGCAUUACUUUUUGUGAAUAAAUAUAUAAGUGAAAAGAAAGGUGUACCUGGAAACCACAUUGAAAAUGUAAUAGCUUCCAUAAUAAAAUCUGGGAAACAGUUUUCACAACAAAUGAAAUGUGAAAGUCCCCUUUUGUGGCAAUGGCACGAUAAGAUCUACUUGGGUGCUGCUCAUGGAAUUUCUGGAAUUUUAUACAUUUUAUUACAGGCUCGUUCAUACAUUAACACUACUGAAAUAAGAAGCUUUAUAAAACCAACUCUGGAUUGGCUUCUUAACCAACGUUUUUCGAGUGGAAAUUUUCCGUCGUCACUAAAAAGUAGUUCUGGAGAUCGACUAGUGCAAUGGUGUCACGGAGCGCCGGGAUUUAUCUCUUUAUGCUUAUUAGCAUACCAGGUGUUUAAUGAAGAAAAGUAUCUGAACAUUGCUAUACAAGCUGGAGAAGUGGUGUGGGAACGAGGACUUUGCGCAAAGGGAUACAGCAUCUGUCACGGAGUGAGCGGAAAUGCUUACGCUUUUCUACAACUUUAUCAAGUAUCCAAAAAAGCUGAUUAUUUGUAUCGGGCGUGUUGCUUCAUGGAAUGGUGUGCGGUGGAGAGAUCAGGUACUGAAUUGCACCGACCUGACCGACCGGCUUCAUUAUUCGAAGGAUUGCUAGGACGCAUUUACUUAGCGGCCGAUAUUAUUAACCCCUUAGAAGCUAAAUUUCCCGCAUUUUGUUUGUAAUAUCGUUAUUAAACUAAUAUAAAUAAUCUAAACUGCAUUUACGAUAUUAUUAAAGUCGCUGAAUUUGUAAUAAAUAACACACAAUUGUGGUAUAUAUAUUUUAUGACUUAUUUUAGAAUAAUAUAAAAUCAUUAUAAAAAUUUGGUCAGUUCUAAUAUAUCUUCAAGGGAUGUUUACAUAAAUAAUAUACAUAUACUCAUAUUUUGUAAAUCAUUUA
Messenger RNA from Melitaea cinxia (Glanville fritillary), 1417 nucleotides. RefSeq names its product glutathione S-transferase LANCL1. The transcript is spliced from 8 exons. Bases 1 to 1200 code for a protein of 399 amino acids. The record is from RefSeq and is a predicted model, not a curated record. Gene Ontology annotation, cellular component: plasma membrane. Lineage: Eukaryota; Metazoa; Arthropoda; Insecta; Lepidoptera; Nymphalidae. Gene Ontology annotation, biological process: carbohydrate metabolic process; peptide modification.